Molecule: messenger RNA, 939 nt
Organism: Elephantulus edwardii (Cape elephant shrew)
Lineage: Eukaryota; Metazoa; Chordata; Mammalia; Macroscelidea; Macroscelididae
Gene: PIH1D2
Product: PIH1 domain containing 2
Exons: 5
Coding region: 1-939 (312 amino acids)
Biological process (GO): rRNA processing; box C/D snoRNP assembly
Cellular component (GO): R2TP complex; ribonucleoprotein complex; cytoplasm
Source: RefSeq, a predicted model, not a curated record
AUGGAAAUAUCAUCAAAGGGUCUUCUCACACAAGUUACUCAGUUCUGGAACCUCUUAGAUGACCUGGCUGAAAAUGAUCCUGAGCGCUAUGAGAAGUUCAUUCAGCAGCAGCUGAAAGAGGGAAAACAGUUCUGUUCUGCCCCUGAGCCACAGUUCUGUCUAGAGACCAAGAUUCUGAAACCAAGAGAAAAAACAGUUUUCAUUAACUUCUGUCAGUGGAAAAGGAUCCCGGCUCCACAGUCAGCCAUUCACCCAGUACCUAUCAGUGUUGGCAGACCAGAAGAUAUUUCUGAGACCUCAGAUGUUUACACAGUCAUCAAUGUUGCCUACCAUCCUGAUAUUCUCCAGGCAGCAGACAAGGACCAAAUUAAAAAGGAUCAGUUGAUACGGAUGGCUAUGAAAUGCAUUGAGGAACGAUUCCAAUUCACUCUUUCAUUUUCCUACAAUAUUAUAGAGCAUAAAAUAAAAGGAAGCUUUUUAGGGAUGAAACAGAAUUUGAUGGGAAUUCACACUGACGCCACAGAUUUCACAGAGAAAAGGGAACUUACCCUUGAACAGAUAAAUAGUUCUGUGAACAGUCCUGAUUGCUUACCUCAGCUUAAACUUCCAAAGACUCAAAUCUCAGGCAAAACACGAUGUCUGAUUGAGGAGAUUUGCAGUACUGAGUUCCAGGUAGAAAAGAAGACACCAAACUAUGAAUUAAAAAUUGUCAAGGAUCUGAAUGAAAAGCCUGUAAAAAUGGAAUUGAUGGUUGAAUUACCUGGUAUUGAGUCUGUCUCCCUGUGUGAACUUAGUGUCUCAGAGGAUGAUUUAUUGAUUGAGGCCUCUGAUAAGUACAGAUUACAUCUCAAUCUUCCCGAACCUGUUGAUACUGAAAGGACUACAGCAAAAUUUUUUAAAGAAAGAGCUAUCUUAAUCAUCACAAUGCCUUUGAUAUAA